GGAUAAUCGACACAAUACGAAUUUUACACUUCCAUGUAGAAAAGGACUGCACGCAAUGCCAACCAAUUCGCGGCAAGAAAACAUCUUCCUAGAAAAAAUGCCCCUUGAAAUGUAUAAAAAGUGGGUAUACUUCAUUUUGUACAUAUCCUUCUGGGCGGUGUUCUUUACCUUUUAUUCCUUUUUAAAAAAAAUGGCUGCCCCAUUUGAUUUCUUCGAUGCGUUUUCGCAACACUCCUGAGGUCAGAUGUACGGGCACACGUGUUCCUAUCGAAGGCAUGCAUAAUGAGGAGCGGACGAGUGAUGAUUCUAUGCCUCCUCAUACUUGCACAGAUUGACCUUUACGCAUGUGCUAAAAUGGUGCGCAAGGGAGGCUGCACUCCCUUUCUUUCGAAGGCCCCCCAAGUGAAAAGAAAAAAAAUGAAAGUUAACCUCAAAAGUGGGUGUACCUAUCUAACUGGGAUUAAGCCAAGCGGCAGCAUCCACCUGGGGAAUUACAUCGGGUGCCUAAACCCAAUCAUAAACCUGGAAGCCAAAAGGAACGCCCACUUCGAGAAAGGAAAAACAAAAAAAACGGUGAAGAUAUACAAAAUUAUACUAAUAGCAGAUUUGCAUUCCUUAACAAGCUUAGAUAAUCUCCCCACGUUGAGAAAAAACGUCGUCGAUUCGGUUAACACCAUUCUCUCUUUAAUUAUAGACAUGUAUGUAAAAAAAAAAAAAUACAUACAGGUUUUCAUAAAUAAUGUAAAAUUAGAGCAUCUGUUGCAAUUGGGCAAGACGAAUCAGCUGCUGAAGGAAGAAAUGUUCCAACAACUCACACGUGGCAAUACUAACCGAGUUUGCCAAUUUUACUCAUUUUUGAAAAACGCAUCAGGAAAUGAAUCUUCAUAUGUGAAGCAUAAUAGUGAUACCUCCCACACGCAGAAUAUCCCAUGCAGUGACACAGAUACACCGUUCAAAAUACACUUAGAAAAAAAAAACGAACAGAAUGAACGAACAAAGAUCAAAAAAAAAAUAAAGCAGAAACAUUAUUUCUCCAUAUUUAGACAGUCGGACAUUGCACAACAUACGUCACUCUACUAUUUGAUAAACUCCUUCACGUCCGUUAACAUGCUGAACAAACAUGUGCAUGUGAAGAACGUGCCAAAAAAUAAAUCCGUGGCGUUACUUUCUUACCCCAAUUUAAUGCUAGCAGAUAUUUUGCUAUACAAACCAGAUUACCUAAUAGUAGGAGUGGACCAAAAAAAAAACGCCGAAGUGAUGAAAACAAUUUCGAAAAAAAUUAAUUCGUACUUUCCCCAUAUGAUAAGUUUACCAAAAAUAUUCCCCUCCAAAUUUUAUGUCCAAAUAAUGAACCUUGAUGGACAGCAAAAAAUGAGCAAACAUAGCAGUGAUGACCUUCCUGCAAAUGUUAAAAAUGCACAUAACAUUAUUUACCUCUUUGAUGAAAAAAACAUAAUAGAGGAAAAAAUUAAAAAAAGUAAAACGGAUAAUUACAACGAAUUAAUUUACGCCCAACCUGACAGGAAAGAAAUUAACAAUCUUAUAAAUUUGUUCUUCUUUUUUUACCACUACAAAAUGGGGGGGUUACCUCUCCAUCUGAGUGAACCAGGCCGUGACGUGUCACCCCUGACCCAGCUUGCCGAUAAACUCUUCCAAACCAAACAAGAGCAAACUAAGCACAAUAAAUGUACAUCCUUUUCCGCUGCUUCAAAAGAUGAAACAAAUUACAACGACCAUGUUACCUCUUCAGAGAAGGUAUACCCCCAAGUGGCCAUGGACAAUAAAUGUGAGGAAGAAAAAUUACAUCCCUCACGAAAUAACAUAAACCCAAACAUUAACCCCCAAAUUGGAAACCAAAUUUUAUCAUGCUACAAUAAUAAUUACGCCACUUUCAAAUAUGAAUUGUCACACCUGAUUUAUGAGCACUUCCUUUUUCCCAAAUAUGUCUACUCCGUUCUCCAAUCGGACGGUGGUAACUUGGUUAAUCAUGUUUUGAGGGAAGGAAGGAAAUGCCUCUCCCGCAGGGCGGCCAAGACGUUCAAGAAUUUCAAAAAAAGGUUAAACAUUUAA
Molecule: messenger RNA, 2070 nt
Organism: Plasmodium coatneyi
Lineage: Eukaryota; Apicomplexa; Aconoidasida; Haemosporida; Plasmodiidae
Product: Tryptophanyl-tRNA synthetase
Exons: 3
Coding region: 283-2070 (595 amino acids)
Biological process (GO): tryptophanyl-tRNA aminoacylation
Cellular component (GO): mitochondrion
Molecular function (GO): tryptophan-tRNA ligase activity; ATP binding
Source: RefSeq, a predicted model, not a curated record